Erinaceus europaeus (western European hedgehog) is the source of this 532-nucleotide messenger RNA. It is a transcript of the gene CST11, whose product is annotated as cystatin 11. Gene Ontology annotation, biological process: defense response to Gram-negative bacterium. Gene Ontology annotation, molecular function: cysteine-type endopeptidase inhibitor activity. Lineage: Eukaryota; Metazoa; Chordata; Mammalia; Eulipotyphla; Erinaceidae. The record is from RefSeq and is a predicted model, not a curated record. Bases 1 to 420 code for a protein of 139 amino acids. The transcript is spliced from 3 exons. Gene Ontology annotation, cellular component: sperm flagellum; nucleus; sperm head.
AUGAUGAUUGAGUCCAAGCAGGUCCCAAGGCUCCUGUUGGCCAUUCUGGUGGCCUUGGUGGCCCUCACCUACCAACAAAGGAAGAAAACCUUCAUGUUUGUCAAUGAAGAGCCUGCAACAGAAGCUUCUGUGGUAGCUGCCAUGAACUUCGUGUCCGACCAGUUCAACAAGGAGAACGAGGACAAGUAUAGAUUCCGGAUUGUGCGGGUCCUGAAGGUUUUGAAGAUAAUAACGAAUAUCAUGGAAUAUCGUGUGAACCUGGAGAUGCUGCGGACCACCUGUCUGAAGCCGGAGACUGUCAACUGCACUUUUCAGGAAGGGAAUCUUUACAAGAAAAUCAGCUGCUACUUCUCAGUGUAUAAUGUUCCCGGGUUUGAGAUAUACAAAAUUCUGAAGAAAAACUGCACUGAUGGUAACUAGAUGUCUUGGAGUCCAUACCUGUGGUCAUCACAUAUCUUGCAAUCAGAAUUCUUAAUAUAAAAAUAAAGGUCUGUCAAUCUAUUCUCAUAAGAUGAGUCUACUUUUUUGCCUU